This is a messenger RNA of Oncorhynchus gorbuscha (pink salmon), 1955 nucleotides long. RefSeq names its product glutenin, high molecular weight subunit DX5-like. Bases 365 to 1180 code for a protein of 271 amino acids. The transcript has 2 exons. The record is from RefSeq and is a predicted model, not a curated record. Lineage: Eukaryota; Metazoa; Chordata; Actinopteri; Salmoniformes; Salmonidae.
AGCCCUGCAUCCCUGCCUGUUUGGUUUGGAACACAGCCCUGCAUCCCUGCCUGUUUGGUUUGGAACACACCCCUGCAUCCCUGCCUGUUUGGUUUGGAACACAGCCCUGCAUCCCUGCCUGUUUGGUUUGGAACACAGCCCUGCAUCCCUGCCUGUUUGGUUUGGAACACAGCCCUGCAAACACACAACUACUGUUGUUUACACAAUCCACAAAUUGUCUACUUAUAAAUGUGGGCAUAAUUUGGAAGCUUGUCCUAUUGCCAACAUGACGAGAUAAAUGAUCAAAUACUAUCUUACAGUUUUAGGCAUUCACAAGGCAAUUCAGAGAAGCAGGUUGUAAUUUUGGUGUCAUGCGUGCAUUCCUAUGCGAUGUGUGGUCAGCGCCAAAUGUUCUUCACAAUACACACACAGGCUCAUCCUGUUCAGGACAGGCCAGGGUACGACGCCGUGUCAUCCUGUUCAGGACAGGCCAGGGUACGACGCCGUGUCAUCCUGUCCAGGACAGGCCAGGGUACGACGCCGUGUCAUCCUGUCCAGGACAGGCCAGGGUACGACGCCGUGUCAGGACAGGCCAGGGUACGACGCCGUGUCAGGACAGGCCAGGGUACGACGCCGUGUCAGGACAGGCCAGGGUACGACGCCGUGUCAGGACAGGCCAGGGUACGACGCCGUGUCAGGACAGGCCAGGGUACGACGCCGUGUCAGGACAGGCCAGGGUACGACGCCGUGUCAGGACAGGCCAGGGUACGACGCCGUGUCAGGACAGGCCAGGGUACGACGCCGUGUCAGGACAGGCCAGGGUACGACGCCGUGUCAGGACAGGCCAGGGUACGACGCCGUGUCAGGACAGGCCAGGGUACGACGCCGUGUCAGGACAGGCCAGGGUACGACGCCGUGUCAGGACAGGCCAGGGUACGACGCCGUGUCAGGACAGGCCAGGGUACGACGCCGUGUCAGGACAGGCCAGGGUACGACGCCGUGUCAGGACAGGCCAGGGUACGACGCCGUGUCAGGACAGGCCAGGGUACGCGCCGUGUCAGGACAGGCCAGGGUACGACGCCGUGUCAGGACAGGCCAGGGUACGACGCCGUGUCAGGACAGGGUACGACGCCGUGUCAGGACAGGGUACGACGCAGUGUCAGGACAGGCUAGGGUACGACGCCGUGUCAGGACAGGGUAACUGUACAUCAAACAUAGGGAUCAUAAACGUUGACACUGUAUGACAUGAGUCACAUUUGGACUUGUGUUUGGACGUGUGUUUGGACGUGUGUUUGGACGUGUGUUAUAAACAUAAACGUCUCAUCUUUUCUCAUCUUUUCAAAAUACGUAGAGUCCUCGUAAUUUACAGCAAUUCCCUCACUCAAAGUGUGCAAAAGUUGCCCAAUUAGCGGGACGGAUGGGGGAACUUCUUGUGCUCUAGUUCAGAACAGCUGUCAGGCAAAACCCAUACAGCGCUGUGAAGCUCAGAGCCUGAGCAUGUUACUGUACAGCCACUGCGUUCCAAUUUCAGUGCUUCUCAGUGUCCAGGUCUGCCGUUAUCAACCUGUGUAUGGGUAUGAUUGUAGAGUGUUAUUGGUUCUCUGUUUGUCUGGGUACUGUACGACUUGGGGGCGGCAGGGUAGCCUAGUGGCUAGGCCAUUGGACUAGUAACCGGAAGGUUGCAAGUUCAAAUCCCCAAGCUGACAAGGUUCUGCCCCUGAACAGGCAGUUAACCCACUGUUCCCAGGCCGUCAUUGGAAAUAAGAAUUUGUUCUUAACUGACUUGCCUAGUAAAAUAAAGGUAAAAUAAAAAUAAUAAACUUCCCAAACUGCCAGUGAUUCCUGACAAUUGUUUGUGUCUGUAGGAACAUAGCGGAGAAGCCUAAGGAGGUGUUGUUCACCCUACAGAAGAGGUAUAUCCAGUGUUGGAGCCAGGCCUCUACAGAGACGGGUUACGUUAACAUCAAGGAGCUGGC